Miscanthus lutarioriparius is the source of this 435-nucleotide messenger RNA. The record is from the annotation of a GenBank genome assembly. NCBI's taxonomy places the organism in Eukaryota, Viridiplantae, Streptophyta, Magnoliopsida, Poales, Poaceae.
AUGGGGAUUGUUUCAGUAGGCAAGGAUCAAUGGAUCAUGGGCAUUGCCUUCUGUUUUGGCUGGGAAACACAACCCAAUUCCUGCAAUCUCAUGCGUGAAGUGAAAAGAUUCGCUGAUCUAAGCUCUGAUGAGAUUAGUGACUUAUGGGUUACUGCAAAGGAAGUUGGUGCACGUCUUGAGCAGUACCAUAAAGCAUCGUCACUUACCUUUGCUAUCCAGGAUGGUCCUCAAGCUGGCCAAACAGUUGCACAUGUCCACAUUCACCUCAUCCCAAGGAAGAAAGGGGAUUUUGAGAAAAAUGAUGAAAUAUAUGACGCGAUUGAUGUGAAAGAGAAAGAACUGAAGGAGAAGCUUGAUCUGGACAUUGAGAGGAAAGAUAGAACCAUGGAUGAAAUGGCUCAGGAGGCCAAUGAGUACCGUGCUCUUUUCUCCUAG